Penicillium angulare is the source of this 267-nucleotide messenger RNA. RefSeq lists its product as uncharacterized. Bases 1 to 267 code for a protein of 88 amino acids. The record is from RefSeq and is a predicted model, not a curated record. The transcript has a single exon. Lineage: Eukaryota; Fungi; Ascomycota; Eurotiomycetes; Eurotiales; Aspergillaceae.
AUGCCCGAGCGCAAUGCGAUCGUCGCCCGGACAAAUUAUCCACACGCUUCGCAUGAAUCAGAAUCCUUAGCUCGAAUUCUGGGCGCUGUCACUUACACGAUGUGGACACUGCACAGUCAAAAAACACACUACUAUGUCUAUCAAAUUCCUACUCGGUUUGUUGCUGCGAAGAGCUUGGACAUGUCUUCAGUGGUAUUGACCGGGGCGUUUUGCUUCGAAAAGGAGAUCGGCGAGCCCGGAUCGCCCUCCAUUGUUGCUAGAUCCUGA